AUGAACCUUGCGUGUCGAACAUGCUUAGGGUUGCCUCGUGUUUUUGACAGAUUGCACCGUCUUGCACUCUCAAAGGGCCAAUUCCCAACAGUAAGUCCUUAUCCAAAGUGUCUCCAGGAUUCGUCGUUCCUACGCCUCGGUUUGAACAUAUCACGACUGGCACAGUCCCAUCAUGAGGCUUCGAGAUGCGUUUCGUCUGACCGUUGCAUUAUGCCAGGUGGAACGUGGAUUUCUGUCUGUUGCACACUUCACGCAGCGCUUAACAUCCAAUUGCGGACGUGUCGUGAUUCGUACGGUGCAGUGUCCCCAGUCAGUGUUGUUGACAGCGACGAGCAGCACGCGUCUUCACACAGACUAGAGAGGGCCGAUCGUGUCUCAGAUCCUGCCGACCAAACCUAA
Fomitiporia mediterranea MF3/22 is the source of this 399-nucleotide messenger RNA. RefSeq lists its product as uncharacterized. The transcript has a single exon. NCBI's taxonomy places the organism in Eukaryota, Fungi, Basidiomycota, Agaricomycetes, Hymenochaetales, Hymenochaetaceae. The coding region runs from base 1 to 399 and encodes 132 amino acids. The record is from RefSeq and is a predicted model, not a curated record.